This is a messenger RNA of Culex quinquefasciatus (southern house mosquito), 1737 nucleotides long. RefSeq lists its product as uncharacterized. Bases 1 to 1737 code for a protein of 578 amino acids. The transcript has 3 exons. Gene Ontology annotation, biological process: chromatin remodeling. Gene Ontology annotation, molecular function: catalytic activity. NCBI's taxonomy places the organism in Eukaryota, Metazoa, Arthropoda, Insecta, Diptera, Culicidae. The record is from RefSeq and is a predicted model, not a curated record. Gene Ontology annotation, cellular component: nucleus.
AUGGUCCUCCGGCGAGACAGGGGGUUGGUGCAGGCCACACGAACCCGCCGUAAAACACCAGUGCAGGAAGCACACGAUGCGAGCCGGACCAAUCGGCACGGAACUGGACAUCUUACGAGGUCCCACGAUUGGAAGCUCGGGACGUGGAAUUGCAGGUCUCUCAGAUUUGACGGGAGUAUCCGCAUACUCUCCGACAUAUUGAGGGUCCGCAAGUUCAGCAUCGUAGCGUUGCAGGAGGUUUGCUGGAUAGGCGCGGAGGAGGUACGAGAGUACAAAAGAUUGGGUUGUAGAAUCUACCAGAGCCGCGGCAAGAAAAAGAGGCUCGGGACAGCCUUUAUAGUGCUGGGCGAAAUGCUCGAUCGUGUGAUUGGGUGGACCCCGGUCACCGACCGAAUGUGCGUGUUGAGGGUUAAGGGCCGUUUCUUCAACAUCAGCAUCAUAAAUGUGCACAGCCCGCACUCAGGAAGCGAAGAUGACGAGAAGGACGCAUUUUACGAGCAGCUGAACUGGACGUACAACAGCUGCCCAAAACAUGACGUCAAAAUCGUCAUCGGAGAUUUUAACGCUCAGGUUGGCCAGGAGGAGGAAUUCAGACCGGUGAUAGGAAAGUUCAGCGCCCACGUACGCACGAACGAAAACGGCCUGCGACUGAUCGACUUCGCCACCUCCAAAAAUAUGGCCGUACGAAGUACCUGCUUCCAGCAUAACCUCCGAGAUAAGUACACCUGGAGAUCGCCACAAGGAACGGAAUCGCAAAUCGACCACGUCGUAAUCGAUGGUAGACACUUCUCCGACAUCAUCGACGUCAGGACCUAUCGCGGCGCCAACGUCGACUCGGACCACUAUCUGGUGAUGGUGAAAAUGCGCCAACGACUUUCCCUGGCGAAAAGCGUUCGGUACCGCCGCCCUCCUCGGCUGGAUCUGGAGUGGCUUAAGUUACCGGAAGUCGCAUCCCGCGUCAAGGCAGCCAUAACCAACGCAGCGGAAAGCACCAUCGGAUUUGUGGAACGAGGACGACGGAACGAUUGGUUCGACGAGGAGUGUCGAGCGAUUUUGGAGGAGAAGAAUGCAGCACGGAGGGCAAUGCUGCAGUAUAAUCUCCGUGAUUACGAAGAGGCGUAUGGACAGAAGCGAAGGCAGCAGCACCAGCUCUUCCGGGAGAAAGUGCGCCACCACGAAGAGUUGGAAUUCGAGGACAUGGAGCAGCUGCAUCGCUCAAACGAGACGCGCAAGUUCUACAAAAAACUCAACGGAUCCCGCCAAGGCUUCACGCCGCGAGUCGAAAUGUGCCAGGAUAAAGAUGGAGUGAUAUUGACGGACGAGCGCGAGGUGAUCGACAGGUGGAAGCAACACUUCGAUGAACACCUGAAUGGCGCAGAAGCAGAGGCAGGGGUCCAAGACGGCAGUAGAGAGGACUUCAUCGGUGCAGCGGGAGAAGGAGAGGAGCCAGUUCCUACGAUGAGGGAAUGUCGCGAGUACCAAGUCCCCACGCACCACCUAUUCAUCGACUUCAAAGCCGCGUACGACUCAGUCGAUCGCGAAGAGCUAUGGAAAAUAAUGGACGAAAACGGCUUUCCCGGGAAGCUGAUAAGACUGACCAGAAUGACGAUGGAUGGUGCUAGGUGUUGUGUGAAGAUAUCGGGUGCGGAAUCGGACUCGUUUCCUUCACUCGGGGGCUUCGGCAAGGCGAUGGGAUUUCUUGCCUCUGUUUCAAUGUGGUACUGGAAGGUGUUAUGA